CAUGAUAUGCGUCAUCCAAUAAACUUCAACAUAGUGUACAAAAGUAAAUAAUGUUAACAUAAAAUUCAAAAUUCAAACAACACUACCAAAAGAUUUAAAAGUAAAACAUAUUCCUUGAAGGGACAUAAGUAAAUUCAGUAUAUACAAUGUAGAAUUGAGUUAAAAAAUUGGUGAUAAUGAUUCCAGUUCCGACUAGCGAUCGGAUAAGAUUGAUGAAAAAGAGCCACAGAGCGAGACUGAUAUCAGAAAUUGUUGGGAAUCCCGAAGAUUACCGCUCCAAUGAGUUUGCAUCGUACUUCCGAGGCGCAGUAAAGGAAUGCGAACCAACAUGCGUGCUCACUUCACAUGUCAAAAGUAAUCAAAUUCAGCCAAACAGAAAGAAGAACAUUCAUACCUACCCGUCUCUUAUACAAAAUCUUCGAUGGAGUCCCUACGUGGAAAUGUCCUCAACGAACGACUCAAAUACAGACAUUAUAGACAAUAAACGUACUUUUGAAUGCAAAUGCAAUAGUUGCAAUGAAAUGAAAUGUCCAUUCAAAGCGUCGCUGCCGGACACAAAACAUGGAGUGUUCAAAGACAACAUAAUGACAUUUUCAGAUCAAUACACAAUGACACCAAGACUGAACGACGUAUGCUGUAGCGUCUGCUUACCCGGGCUUUCGACCCCGCAGUCAUCUAAAGUAUGUGUCGCAGCUAGAGGCAUUGAGAGUGAUGAAUAUAAUCCCAAAAGUGUAAGUAAAAAUUGUGCUCCAAUACCUAUUUUGAAAAAGACUAAUCGUCAACCUCAAGUUUUGUCGCAUGGACACUGUGGAUACGCUACUGGUCAUAUACCUUCUAAAAUUCGUCAGGAGGCUGUUAGAGACACGGACAUGGCGGCAGAGGAUGAUUACUGCGAGCCGAUCAAGCAGAAAUCUUUCAAAUCCUUCUUCAAACUAAAGAAAAAGCCUGUCAUUGAAAAUAAUAACCCAGUAAACGAAGGUGUUAGGAAGAUUAUUUACAAUGAAGGUAUAAGCGAUGAAGUGGCAAACUUCGUGCCGCCUGUUGGUAUUCCUCCACCUAUCAACGUAGAACGUGGUAUCAGUAAGAUAGCAAUCAGGAAUGAACGCGAUGACGGGAUUCCUUACAGCCACAAUACUGAAUCUAGAUACCAUCACAAUUGUAAGAAACCCAAUUUGAAUAUGAAUUAUUAUACUGCAGACUUCGAAGAUGAGCGGAUUGAUAGUCCGAUUAUUGGAAGAAAGUUUGUGGUUUCCAAGUUGCCGAUGAGUCAGUACAAGGUACAGAGGAUAUCGCUUCCAAGGAAAGUGCUGACUUCAGAAAUGGAUAUUGACUCUUAUGUGGAGAGGAACAGGCCUGCCCCACCACCGCCGCCAAAAUGCCGUCGUAAGCGAAGUAAAAUGUUGUUUUAAAACAGUUAUAUACUUUGGAGUAAUCUCAGUCUGUACCACAAGUCCUUCUAAUAUUUCUUGAUGCAUUUAAUGAGGAAUUAAAUUUUAGAUUAUUUAAUAUUCAGUAAAACUUAUCUGUGAUAUUGUUUAUUUACCUUACCGAUGUAACGAGACGGUGUGGUUAUAGUAGUAUGAUAAACAAUUAUGUAUUCAUUAUUAUAUUCAAUGUAACAUUA
Messenger RNA from Chilo suppressalis (striped riceborer), 1624 nucleotides. NCBI's taxonomy places the organism in Eukaryota, Metazoa, Arthropoda, Insecta, Lepidoptera, Crambidae. The record is from the annotation of a GenBank genome assembly.